This is a messenger RNA of Dacryopinax primogenitus, 3053 nucleotides long. RefSeq lists its product as uncharacterized. Bases 1 to 2964 code for a protein of 987 amino acids. The transcript is spliced from 2 exons. The record is from RefSeq and is a predicted model, not a curated record. Lineage: Eukaryota; Fungi; Basidiomycota; Dacrymycetes; Dacrymycetales; Dacrymycetaceae.
AUGGCCACCUCUCCUCUCUCUCAGCCUCCCUCCCAAGCAGCAUCAACCUCCUCCCUCUCCCUCUCCCCCUCCCACUUACCCCCCGCUCCCCGUGGUCAACUACGCCGUACACGCCCCGUGAGAGAUAGGGAAAGAAUGGCGGACGACGAUUCCUCAGAUCAGAGUUACUGGGAUAACAUGGAGCUCGAAGCGACUCGGCUGGAAAGAGGGUCAAAGGACUACCAAUCCCAGAAUCCCUACUAUCCUCCUCGUCCCCCUCCCGAGACCGCGUCCAUAGACUCCUUCCUAGGAAGUGGAACUCCGAGCGGGGGGACGUUCUCACCCCUCCCUUCCACUGCAUUCUAUGGCGGAACAUACGUCGCCGGUCCCUCACGCGACCCGAGCGUGCAAGAUCAGCUCUUCUCCACCCAUCCCCCAGCUGGGUCAAGCAGCUUCCCUUAUGGACAGGUACAGCCCCCGCCGCCGUCGGCGUAUCGCCCGCCGUCGACGGAACCGAGGCCUGUACCCCUCCAGGGGCAGGGUACGGGGCCGGGGAGGCCUUUGCCUAGCCCGCCUCGGGAUCGAGAUCGAGAGAGGGAGCGGGAGAGGGAGGGAGAGGGGGAGAGGGAGGGGUACGACCAGAGAGGAAGUAGGGAGUCUUCACCUCAACUUGCACAGGCGCAACAGAAGAGGAAUUCCCCGUCGCCGCAGGGGCAGGGGAAUGCACACCCGCCAGCUCAGCCCCAGCCCCAGAUGCAACCUCAAGCUCAGCCUCAAGGGCAGUCCAGACCACAUUCUCAGCAACCCUCGCCCAAGCCCAGGUCGCAGCAGCCUUUCCCCCAGCCUUCGCCCAACCUCCGUCCCCAACCCUCGCCCAUCCCUCACCAGCCCCUCCCUUCCACCCAACCUCUUUCCCUCUCCCACUCCUCGCACCACACCCAAGUCCAACCACACACCCACACCCACACCCAACCGCCUUACUCCCAGCCCCAGGCACACCCUUCUCCUCCCCACGGACCCCGGCAUUUGGGACAUCACGUCUCUCCCUUUCCCCCCUUUCCCCAAGAAGAACUGGACCGAGACCUUCCGGAGCUACCUCUUACCCCCCGGUCCGGGUCGCCGCCGCCUGAAGGGUUCGGGGGCGCGGCGGCUGGAGCACCGUUUGUUGGAGGGUUUGUGAGGCAUAGGGAGGGGGGGUGGGAUUUGGAUCAUGCACAAGGGAUUGGGUACCGACAAGGGCUUGGGACUGACCGCGGGCUUGGGCAGAGGGAGAGGGAGAGGGAGAUCACUCAGCCUAGAGAGCGAAGAGAGAGCAAAGACAGCCGGCAUCUGGAACCUAAAGAGUCCAGGGAAGCUCAAGCUCGGGAAACCAGAGAACCCCGAGACGCGAGGGAACCGAGCGACAGCUACACGCCUUUGAGGGACGAGAUGGGCCUCACGAGGGGGUAUCACGGGCAAGAGAGUUCUGGUGAGACUGUUAAGCCUCUUUCUGCUCAGGCUCAGGCCUGGCAGGCUGGGCAUGGGAGGGAGGACAGUGGUGGUACCGGGGGCGGCGGCGCGGGGGGGUAUCCGGUGGAGUUGACACCACUUUUGCCGGGAGGGCUGAGGUUGUUGAGGGCUUCUAGGGAGAUGAGGGAGAGUGAGGAGAGUGCGGAGAGGGAGGAGGAGGAGGAGGGUGAAGAGUACGACGAGGGCGAAGAAGAAGCAGAAGGCUCAGCUGAAGAAGACCUCGGGAGUCAAGUCACCCAGAGCCAGGACGAGUACGACCCAGUCUUCCAGGAGCAACAACAGGGACUUGAACAGGGACUUGAACAGGAGCGGGAACGAGAACGGGAAGAGCAGCAACAGCGCCCGGAUGGGGAAGUCGACUCGCUCGUUUCGCCCCUCCAGCCUGCUGCCUUGCACCCGGCACGCAGCCUCCCUCCUCCUGUACGCGCGGCUGCACGACCUACGACGCCUGAGCCGCUCACGAUCGAGCCUGAUUCGCCUGACGUGCCCCUCCUCCUCCCGAACGGCAACACAAAGCUCCUCUUCCGGAUCCGGAACCCAAACCCCCACCCCAUCGUCUUCAAAAUAAUGACAACCCAGCCCCGGGUAUACAGCGUCCGGCCAAACUUUGGCUUUCUCCCACCCGGGCAAGUGCUAGAACUGGAGGUCCACGCCCCGGGGGAUGUGAACCUCCGCCGGCGGGCUACGCCUGGGAGAGGAGAUAGGUUUGCUGUGCUGUCUAGGUUUGCACCUGCGGUGUGGGAGGGGGACGGGGAAUAUGCGUCACUUUUUCCGAGCAAGACUACUCAGGCGGAGGGGAUGCGCUCGCAGAGGUUUCGCGUUAGGCCUUUGCUUGUCCCCCAACUCCAAUCCCAACUCCAAUCCCAACUCCAAUCCCAAUCCCAAUCCCAAUCCCAAUCCCAAUCCCAAUCCCAACCCCAGGCUCAGACACAGACACAGGCACAUGCACAGGGGAGCGCGGGCCCAACGCUGCCAGGAGCGUUCUCCCCCCCGGGGAAAACGCGCGCUCUCACCCCUUCCCUCUCCCUUCUCAGCCCGACGUUCACCGCUCCCCUCCUCCCUCCCGCCCCCGCCCCAAGCACCAGCAACACCCUCCCCCUGCUGCGACCCCGCAGCCCCCAAGCGAUCCGGUUCGCCGAUCCCGUCUCCCUCUCCGCCGCCGCGGGCCAGAUCGUCCAGUCCCGCAUAGCCGAACAGCGUGAGACCCAACUACACGCGUCGAUCGGCGCUGUCCAAGCCGGAGUAGGCGAGCUGAACCUGAAAGUAGAGGAAGUCCUGCGCAGGAUGGGCGCUGCUGAGGAACUGAGAGCACGUGCGCAGGGGGUGGAUGAGAUGCCUGCGUUGAUGGAGUAUUCUUAUCCGGAGUUUAUCACUCCUGGGAGGAAGAAACAGGGCUUGCAGCCUGGGGAGGUGAUGCUCCUCGCUGUGGGCGUGUUUUUGGUGACGUAUUAUGGGAGGGCGUGGCAUAUUAUUUGAGGGAGUUGGACAAGUAUGAUACGGUUUGUAUAUGCGUGCGCUCUAUCGAUAUGAAGUUGUGUAGAAUAUGUUGACGGUCUAUCAUCCCG